Messenger RNA from Syzygium oleosum, 3767 nucleotides. Its product is annotated as actin cytoskeleton-regulatory complex protein PAN1-like. The coding region runs from base 44 to 3415 and encodes 1123 amino acids. Lineage: Eukaryota; Viridiplantae; Streptophyta; Magnoliopsida; Myrtales; Myrtaceae. Gene Ontology annotation, biological process: endosomal transport; endocytosis. The transcript is spliced from 13 exons. Gene Ontology annotation, cellular component: nucleus; plasma membrane; cytoplasm. Gene Ontology annotation, molecular function: calcium ion binding; protein binding. The record is from RefSeq and is a predicted model, not a curated record.
CCCGAAAUUGGACCGGGGGGGAUCGGCGGCGUGCCUGUUGGCCAUGGCGGCGUCGGCGCAGAACCAGCCGGCCAAUGUGGAUCUCUUCGAUUUGUACUUCAGGAGAGCGGAUUUGGAUCGGGACGGCCGGAUCAGCGGCCUCGAGGCCGUCACCUUCUUCCAGGCCUCCGGCUUGCCCAAGCCCGUCCUCGCCAAGGUAUGGGACUAUGCUGACCAGAAUCGAACUGGUUUCCUUGGUCGGGCUGAAUUUUAUAAUGCUCUUAAACUUGUAACAGUAGCACAAAAGAAACGGGAACUGACUCCUGAAAUUGUGAAGGCUGCAUUAUAUAGCCCAGCUGCUGCUAAAAUCCCUGCACCACAGAUAAAUCUUGCUGGUGUUUCUGCACCACAACCAAACACUGGCACACAAGCAGCUGCUCCUCAAGCUGGCAUCGUUGCUUCAUUGACUCCCCAGAGUCUUGGAUUUGGAGGGUCACAAGCACCUCUUGGCGUAAACUUGAGCCAGCAGCAGCUCUCUUCUCAAGCUAGUCUGUUGCGUCCGCAAGCAGUACCUGUUGCAGCUUUGCAGCCAACACAGGGUGCUCCCACCCAGGGUUUUCCCUUGAGAGGUGCUGUAGUGGGUCCAUCUCUUCCGAACUCAAGCACUUCAAGUGAUUGGACAGGUGGAAGGAUGGGGGGACCUCCUAGUGGAACAGUCCCACAGGUCCCCAAUAGAGGAGUUGCCUCCUCCAUGACACCGCAUGGAUUUGCGAUUUCUACAUCAGGCCAUGAAACUUCACUGCCGCCUAGGCCACAGGCCCCCUCUGCGAUACCAUCCAGGCCAGAUGUUAGGGAUCCCAAACAAAUGGGUGUUUCAGGCAAUGGAUUUGCUGCCGACUCUUUUUUCGGAGAAGGUGCCUUCUCAGCAAGCCAACCUCAACCACGACAAGAAUCUUCUGCACUCAGUGCACCUAACUCACCGGCCACUUCUCUUCUGUCUGCUGCUAAUCAGCCUUUUGUUCGGCCAAAUGCUCUUGAAUCUCUGCAAACUUCAUUUGCUAUGCAACCUGUGGGUGGGCAACCCCGGCCAGCUCAGUCUAUAUUGAGACCGGCCCAGCAGGUCUCGGCUGCAAGUACAUCCACAUUUUCAUCAUCUGUGGUUUCACCCCCAUCUGCUAAUGCACCUUCCAGCCAAUCACAGAUGCCAUGGCCUAAAAUGACUCAAAUGGAUGUUCAGAAGUAUACGAAAGUAUUUGUGGAAGUAGACAAAGACAAAGAUGGGAAAAUUACUGGUGAACAGGCGCGCAACCUCUUUCUGAGUUGGAGACUUCCUCGAGAGAUUUUAAAGCAAGUGUGGGACUUAUCGGAUCAGGAUAACGAUAGCAUGCUUUCUCUCAGGGAGUUCUGUGUUGCACUCUAUUUGUUGGAGCGAUAUAGAGAGGGGCGUACCCUUCCAACUGUCCUUCCUAGCAACAUUUUAUUUGACCAGCCUGGUCAGCCUGGUCAACCAUCUGUGGGAUAUGCAAAUGCAGCUUGGUCGCAGGCAUCUGGUUUGCAGCAACAAGGGAUGGCUGCGCCUGGUUCUCAGCACAUGGCACAUUCAGCCAGAGGAAGGCCUCCCAGGCCCCCUGCUGCCCCUCCAUCGGAUGAUGCGGUACAGCCCAGGCAGCAGAAAAAAGUUCCCGUGUUGGAGAAGCACCUUGUGGACCAGCUUAGUAAGGAGGAACAGAGUUCUCUCAGUUCAAAGUUCCAGGAAGCGAUGGAUGCUGAUAAGAAGGUGGAGGAGCUGGAGAAAGAAAUAAUGGAUUCUAGAGAGAAAAUUGAGUUUUGCCGUACUAAGAUGCAAGAACUCGUUCUGUAUAAGAGCAGAUGUGACAAUCGCGUCAAUGAAAUCAUGGAAAGAGCAUCUGGCGACAAACGUGAGGUGGAGACCUUAGCAAAAAAAUACGAAGAGAAAUGCAGGCAAGCUGGAGAUGUGGCCUCUAAGUUAACCAUUGAGGAAGCAACAUUCCGCGAUUUACAGGAGAAGAAAAUGGAGCUGUACCGAGCUAUUGUCAGCAUGGAAAAAGAUGGUGGUGCUGAUGGUGCUCUACAGGGCCGUGCUGAGCAUAUCCAGACUGAUCUUGAUGAGCUUGUGAAAAAUCUCAAUGAGCGCUGCAAGAAGUACGGACUACGUGCAAAGCCAAUUUCUGUUCUUGAACUUCCAUUUGGCUGGCAACCUGGUAUCCAAGAGACAGCUGCUGAUUGGGAUGAAGACUGGGAUAAGUUUGAAGAAGAAGGUUUCACAUUUGUCAAGGAGUUCACGCUUGAUGUACAAAAUGUCAUAGCACCCCCUAAAGAGAAAUCUUCAUCAGCUCAGGUAGCAAAGCCAUCUGCACAUAAGAGCCCUGUUGCCCCUUCAUCACCUCACGCAGAUGUGGACAAAGAGAAGCCUUUGACUUCAGAUGGGCAUGUAGUAGAAAAUGGAAUACACCACAAAAAAAGUGAAGAUGGCACACCCAAAAGUGCACCGAGCAGUCCUGCAGCUACAAGCACAAUUGAAAGUCCCUCUAGAGAUUUUGCGCAUGCUGGCUAUGGAAAGACAACCACUGAGGAUUCUUCAUUGCAUUAUUACAAAGAAACUCAAAGUGAUCAUGAGGCUGCUGGCUCUGUCCUCUCUGGGGAUAGGAGUUUUGAUGAACCAGCAUGGGGAACAUUCGAUACUAAUGAUGAUGUAGACUCCGUGUGGGGAUUCAACCCAGUAAGUUCGAGCAAGGAUACGGAUCAUGAAGGACUCAAAGAUGAUUACUUAUUUGGAUCGAUGGAAUUUGGCCUUAAUCCUAUCCGGACUGGGCCGCCACAGGCUGGUUUUCAGAAGAAGAGCAUGUUUUUUGAUGAAUCUGUUCCCAGCACACCACUCUAUACUUCAGGCUUUUCUCCAAAAUACAGUGAGACAUCACGGCCAUCAUUCGACAGCUUCUCGGGUCAGAAGAAGAGCAUAUUUUUUGAUGAAUCUGUUCCCAGCACACCACUCUAUACUUCGGGCUUUUCUCCAAAAUACGGUGAGCCAUCAGGACCGUCAUUCGACAGCUCCUCAAGAUUUGAUUCUUUUAACAUGCACGACAGUGGAGUCUUUUCCCAGCGCGACGCAUUCUCGCGGUUUGAUUCUUUCAACACGCAAGACAGCGGAACCUUCCCCCAACGUGAUAUAUUCUCAAGAUUUGAUUCUUUCAACACACAUGAUGGCGAAAGCUUUCCCCAACGCGAAACAUUAACGCGAUUUGAUUCAAUGCGCAGCAGUGUCGAUUUCGAUCAUGGUCAUGGUUUCCCGUCAUUUGAUGAUUCGGAUCCUUUUGGUACUGGUCCAUUUAGGACUUCCAAGGAGAGUCAAACUCCAAAAAGUUCAGAUAAUUGGGGUCAUACUCCAAAGAGCUCAGAUAACUGGAGUGCCUUCUAGCUGGUGAAAGAGUCGUGCCUCAUCACUUCCUGGACUGAGCCGUUGAGUUCAUCAAGUGGUUUGUUUGUGUCGCAUCUUGUUUCGCAACCGAUUGGAGGACCAUAGAGUAUUCUCUUGUAUUAUUUUUUGUGUGUAUUAGUAGCUUUUCAGUGAUCUGUGCUUUAUUUUUGGCAGCUUCGACGAUGGAUGAUAUCUUCUCUUUCUUCCUCUUCUUGUCCUAGUGUUCUCGAAUUCUUCAUUUUCCAUGUUCUACUGAUUGAGGAUCUUAAAUUCUUUAUGUCAUACAACAGCUAUAGGGAAGCUGUUUUGAUCCCGUUCGGACUGUUGGAUGAAUAAAAUAGUUUUUGCGCUA